This is a messenger RNA of Saprolegnia parasitica CBS 223.65, 1854 nucleotides long. RefSeq lists its product as hypothetical. The coding region runs from base 1 to 1854 and encodes 617 amino acids. The transcript is spliced from 9 exons. Lineage: Eukaryota; Oomycota; Saprolegniomycetes; Saprolegniales; Saprolegniaceae. Gene Ontology annotation, biological process: proteolysis. The record is from RefSeq and is a predicted model, not a curated record. Gene Ontology annotation, molecular function: cysteine-type peptidase activity.
AUGAACCGGUCGAGCCGGAAGCUGGUCAAGGCCGCGGCCGCAGGAGCCUUCGCCGACCUCGCGGCGACGGUUCGCACCUCGGACGAGAUAAGCGACGUGGACGAGAGCUCCGACUUUGAGGUGUCAAGCGUGCUCGAGCGCCGGGCGCCGCCGAGCCGUUCGACGCGCUACAAGCCACCGCGGCCGGUCAAGCCGGACGCUGACGAGACGCGCUGCAUCGACGUGGCCAUCUGUGGUCGGGCGUGGGGCGAGUGCACGAUCGUGCUGCAUGAAGACCGGCGCGAACUCGGGGUCCAAGCGGUCGUCCGAAGCCAGUCCCGGCUCGCGAUGCCCAAGACGCCCGCCGACCUCAAGACGGAGUACGUGCCCUUUGGCGACAUGCGCGCGAUCCGGGUCCUCGAUGCGAAGCUUCUCGUCGUGCUCGACCUGCCCGCCACGUCCCGUCUCUGCAUUGGCAACGACGACAACCACAUCGUGCUCAUGUUUGCAGACGAUCUCGGAUACCUUCUCGUGCGCGGGUCUCUCGAGCGACAGCUCGGCCGGCAAUCCCAUCCGAUCGCCGCCGAAGACGUGCCUGGUUACCUCGGCCAUUUCCAUCGCAAGGGCCCUGCGACGCGCCACGGCAAGCGCAAGUCAUUGUUUGAUCCUGCUCCGACGGAGCGAGCGACGCGACCGGCGCCGGCGCUGGACUUUCUCGACAACAAGGAUGCGUUGUCGAGCUUUGGUACGAACGCGACGAUCGAGAUCCACGAGCCCGGGUCGCCGGCGGGCCGCGGCGUCGGGUCACGGACGCGGUCCGAGCUCAAGAAGCGCGACGACGGCAAGACGCAGGCGGCGAAAGACCGGGUCGUCGUGCGGUACCCGCUUCAGUCGCACAGCAAGUCGCGUAUUGUGCUCACGGAAGGCGACAUUGACCGUCUCCAGCCGGGCGAGUUUCUCAACGACAACCUGAUUGACUUUUUCUUCAAGUGUGUUUUGCCACGCCCAGAUGGACAAGGCGGCGAGAGCGACGACGCAUUUCUUCUCAACGCACUUUACUCGGAAGUCGCCAAGGUCGAGGACGGGUCGUUUGCCAAAGUCAACCGCUGGACGCGAGCGACGCCGCUCUUUGAGAAACGCUUCCUCUUCGUGCCCAUCAACGACAACUGCCACUGGAGCCUCGCCGUGAUCUGCCACCCGUCCGGCCUCAUCAAGACAAAACCACAGCCCGUUGUAUUGGACGUUGACGACGACGACGACGAUGAGAUUGUGGCCGAGAGUCAGGACCCAGAGACGGCGGCAGCACCCGCCAAAAUGGAUGUAGGACAAGCUGUGCCGUCCGAGCCCAGCAACGUGCCCUGCAUUCUGUACUUUGACUCGCUCAAGUGCCACAACAAGACCAAGAUCACCGCCAACCUUCGCCGGUACCGCCGACCUUUUGCCAACGAAUCGUCGGCUUGCACGUCUUUCCGUAGGUUUCUCGAGAGCGAGUACGCGUCGCGCUUUCCCAACGACCCCAACACGGUCUUUGAUGCGUCCGACGCCGUCUUUGUCGAGCCAGAGGUGCCACGGCAGAGCAACAGCUGCGACUGCGGCGUAUACCUCUUGCUGUACGCGCUCCAAGUGCUGCAGCAGUUUCCGGACGGCAUCUUCCUCAAGCACGUGGCCGCGGCGUGCGACCCGCAGUUGACGCCGACCAUGUUUGACACGGACGCCGUCACGGAGCAUCGGGACUACAUGCACCAGGUUCUGCUGUCGCUCUCCGCCUUCCAGCACCGCCGCAUCCACGACUCGUCGGCGCAGCUGGCGCGGGAAGGCCUCACGCUAUUUACCGACCCCACGCCCCAAAAGAAACACAACGAGUAUGUCGUGUAG